AAGAAAACCAUAAUCUGAAUCGGGAGCGCAGAGCGAAUUACUAUCGCCUGUUCUGUGUCAACUGAACUCAAGUCUGAGGGUGAAAUGCUUGUGAAGUCCCAACUUUUAGACACCAAUCUUUUGGGUUUCACCAACGCUCCACUCGAAAGCUCGGUAUCCAUUCCCAACAAAACCAAUCACGCACUGUCUCAUUCUCCCAUCGAAUAUCGACCAAAGAAACCGAAUUUGGAGAAAAAUGCCAAUUCCAGGCCUCUAAAAAAGACAGCCAAUAACAAUGUGCACUCCAAGUGUUUGACGAAAUGGGUCUCUCACGGUGGACGCACUCCCGCAGUUCUACACGCUCUCAACACCAUUCACGAUUUGGAUAGCGCCCUCAGACAAUGGGAGGAGACUCUCUCCAGCAAGGAAAUCAGCGUCAUUCUCAAGGCCCAGGUCUCUUGGCAGAGGGCUCUGCAAAUAUUCGAGUGGUUCAAGAACAAGGGUUGUUAUGACCUGAACGUGAUUCACUACAACAUAAUGUUUUGGACCCUUGGCAGAGCGCGGAAAUGGGGUCUCAUCGAGAGCUUGUGGAGUGAAAUGAAUGCAAAAGGGGUUGCACCAGUGAAUUCCACGUAUGGGACCUUGAUUGAUGCUUAUGGCAAAGGUGGACUCAGAGAAGAAGCACUUGCUUGGCUUCAAAGGAUGCAGAGUCAAGUGAUGGAGCCUGAUGAGGUCACCAUGGGGAUUGUUGUUCAGUUGCACAAGAGGGCCGGGGAGUUUCGAAAAGCCGAAGAAUUUUUCAGGAGAUGGUUAAGAGUGGCACCUUUCAGAUUAGGGAUUGAUCAUGGUUAUGCAGUGGAUGAUAAAUUAUUACACUUACAUACCAGUGUUCGUUUAAGCUCUCGUACAUAUACUACCUUGAUUGACACGUAUGGGAAGGGUGGUCAAUUUCGUGCAGCAUGCGAAACUUUUGCUAGGAUGAUCAGACAAGGGGUAGCCCUGACUACAGUGACACUCAAUACAAUGAUUCACUUGUAUGGAAACUGUGGACGACUACAGGGAGCUUGUUUGCUGUUCCAGAAAAUGGGAGAGCUUCGGUGCCAACCCGACUCGCGGACAUAUAACAUCCUCAUUUCACUUUAUAUUAAGAAUAAUGAUGUCAACUUGGCAGGUAAAUAUCUUGCAAAGAUGAAAGAGGCCUGCCUUGAGCCGGAUGUUGUGAGUUACCGUUCCCUCUUGUAUGCGUACUCAAUGAGGAAAAUGGUCCAAGAAGCGGAAGAGCUCAUAUGGGAGAUGGAUGAAGGGGGUCUUGAGAUUGAUGAAUUCACCCAAUCUGCUUUGACUAGAAUGUAUGUAGAAUCUGGUAUGCUUGAGCAGUCAUGGUUGUGGUUCAGGAAGUUUCACCUGGCUGGGAAUAUCAGUUCUGAUUGUUACUCUGCUAAUAUUGAUGCAUAUGGUGAGCGAGGGUACACUUUGGAAGCAGAGAAAGUAUUUAUUUGCUGUAAAGAGAAGAAGAAACUCACUGUCCUUGAGUUUAAUGUGAUGAUUAAAGCUUAUGGGAUAGGAAAAUGCUAUGAUAAAGCAUGUCAAUUGUUUGAUUGUAUGGAGAAAUUUGGUGUUGUUGCAGACAAAUGUAGCUAUAGUUCUCUCAUACAUAUUUUGGCCACUGCUGACAAGCCGCACAUUGCAAGAUCUUAUCUUAAAAAAAUGCAGGAGGCAGGACUUGUGAGUGACUGCGUCCCUUAUUGUGCUGUGAUAUCAAGCUUUGCAAAGUUAGGCCAACUGGAAAUGGCAGAAGAAUUAUACAAGGAGAUGCUUGGAUAUGCCGUGCAGCCAGAUGUCAUUAUUUAUGGCGUUUUUAUCAAUGCUUUUGCUGAUGCUGGAAGUGUUAAAGAAGCCAUCAGUUAUAUUGAUGAAAUGAGAAAGGCAGGCUUGCCAGGGAAUCCAGCAAUAUAUAACUCUUUGAUAAAGUUGUAUUCUAAAGUAGGCUACCUGAAAGAAGCACAAGAAACAUACAAGUUGCUUCAAUCAUUAGAUGAAGGUCCUUCUUUAUUUUCCUCUAAUUGUAUGAUUGAUCUUUAUACUGAGCGACUUAUGGAAGAACAAGCAAAAGAGAUAUUCGAGAGCUUGAAGAAGAAUGACAUUGCAAACGAGUUUUCAUAUGCAAUGAUGCUAUGUAUGUAUAAGAAAAUUGGAAGAUUGGAUGAAGCCAUUCAAAUUGCAGCACAGAUGAGAAGACUAGGACUCUUGAAUGAUAUAUUGAGCUAUAAUAAUGUUCUUGGCUUGUAUUCUAUGGAUAGGAGGCUAAGGGAAGCUACAGAGACUUUCAAGGAAAUGAUAAAAUCUGGCAUUCAACCAGAUGAUUUUACAUUCAGAGCUCUUGCACACAUUUUGCUGAAUUGUGGAGCUUCAAAUCAGGCUGUUGGCAGGCUAGAAGUAAUGGUGAAAAGGGAUGCUCCGGGAGGUUUGCAAGCAUGGAUGCUGGCACUCUCAUCUGUUUAUGAAGGAGGUCACUAUACAAAUAAAUAGAUGCCGUUAAUUAUGGGUGGAGCCUACAUCAGAUGGAAAGGCAUGAUUGGAGCUUACCUGGUCUGCUUUUCCUGUGCAGCUGGUUGUUUGUCUUUUUACUGCUACAUGGCCGAGGCUAUAGUUUGAGCAUUCCAAUCACGGUAUCUAGAAUUGCUACUGGACUCUAGGAUGGAACUACUUUUGACUCUUUCUAUGAGUAUUCUUGAAGAUAAAUUGUGUACAAUUUUGAAAAGUUCUUUCUCUGGAGACAUCGGUCCUGCAUGCUUCCUUCUCUGGUGUCCGGAGUGGAUAUGGUUUGAGAAUAGAGGACCUUAAUCUUGCACACCUCAUUGUUCAGCCCAUUUUAGGACUCAAAAGGCCAUGUACUCCACGGAGUCCCUGAAUCUUACAGUUGUUAAUCAUACACAUUUGACCAAGUCUAAGCUUUACGUUUUCGUUCCAAUAAAAAGAUGGAGAAAAAAUUAUUUGUUGCCAGCAGGUCUAAUGGAAAGCUAUGUUUGCAUCCGCAUUUGAUUUUUGCCAAUUAUAAAAUUUUCUUUGAGUAAUUUGUAAAGUCCAAGUUUACAAAUGCAAUAAAGUUACAGAGCAUAAUUGCAUUAACCCUCUCAUACUGUUUUCAAAGUUACAGAGCUCCCUCAUUUAAAUAUUAUAAUGCAAUAAAGUUCCUUCUGAUAUAUUUCUUUCUCGAACAAGAUGUUGUAAUGUAUUUUAUUCUG
Cajanus cajan (pigeon pea) is the source of this 3224-nucleotide messenger RNA. Its product is annotated as Tetratricopeptide repeat (TPR)-like superfamily protein. NCBI's taxonomy places the organism in Eukaryota, Viridiplantae, Streptophyta, Magnoliopsida, Fabales, Fabaceae. Gene Ontology annotation, biological process: vesicle-mediated transport; intracellular protein transport. The record is from RefSeq and is a predicted model, not a curated record. Gene Ontology annotation, molecular function: protein binding; mRNA binding.